Molecule: messenger RNA, 1701 nt
Organism: Dentiscutata erythropus
Lineage: Eukaryota; Fungi; Glomeromycota; Glomeromycetes; Diversisporales; Gigasporaceae
Source: the annotation of a GenBank genome assembly
AUGGAUUCUGAUGAAGAUUUUACAACUUCGAUUAAUACUUUUAAUACUAUCAUAGACUCUGAUGAUAUUGUAACUUCAUCAAGUGCUACGGGUGCGCAGGAUGAUUCAGAAGACGAUGAAUUUAUAACUCCACCUAAUAAUUUUGGUACUCAUUGGACAGGUUUUUUACGUUCAAAGCAAGUUAAAAAUACCAAAUCACGUCGAUAUAAUGCCAAGUGUUCAUAUUGUAACAAGGUAUUUGAAGCACGAAAAGAAGCAAUGAUAAGUCAUAUAACAAAUAUCUGUCAAAAAAUAUUAGCUGAUGAUAAAAUACUUUAUAUACGAAAAAUUAAUAAAAAAAAUCCUGAAAAUAUAUCCAAGUCUUACCCGGAUGAAGAUAUAGAUAUAUCUUCAAAAAAACGUAAAGCUACCUUGACAGACUUUUUCAACAAGGCUUCAAUUUCACCAGAUAAAAUUAAUGAGCUUCAUACUUUAUUAUUACAAUCAUUAAUCUAUAGUAAUGUUCCAUUUCGAUUUGUUGAAAAUCCAUUUUUUGCUUUAUUUUUAAAAAAAUUAUACUCAAGUUAUAAUUUACCUUCGAGAUAUAUAUUAACACAUAGAAUAAUGCAAGCAGAAUAUGCAAGAGUAUUAUUAGAAAUGGUUGACCGCCUUGAAGAAUCUAAUGAUUUAACUCUUUCUCUUGAUGGUUGGACCGAUGUAUCAGGAAAUUCUAUAUAUGCAUUUCUUUUGCACAAAUUUGAAAAUGUUAAUGAAGUUAUUAAUAUUGAAGACUUUUCAAUUACUCGACAUACAGCAAAUAAUUUAUUAAUAGCUAUUGAAACUUCAUUAAAAAAUAUAAACUUAGAUUUUAACAAAAUUAUUGCAUUAGUUACAGAUAGUCCUUCAGUUAUGCUAAAAAUGAGCGAAAAUAGUGAUAUUGAUCAAGAAUUUAUCGAGCAUGCAAAAAAUAUUAUUAAUAUUAGAGCAAAAGAAUUUGAUGAACCAAUAUACUAUUUAAGCUUUUUUUUGCAUCCAAAAUUUCGUAAAAUAGCUGUAUCUAAAAAACUAUCUCUUGAUAAUAUGUUAAUUUAUGCUUUAACAUUCGCUCAAAAAUGGAACUUUACAAGAGAACAAGCUAACCAAAUUUCAGAACAAUUAAACAAUUAUUUUAAUAAUGAACCACCAUAUAAUUCAGUUUUAACUUUAGAACCACGAUUAUAUUGGAAGCGUCUUUCUUAUGGAGCUGAAGCAUUAAAAACUUUAGCACUAAAAAUAUUUGCAAUUCGUCCUCAUGCUGCUGGAGUUGAACAGCUAUUUUCAUCCAUGGGUUUAACAAAAACAAAAUCUCGAAACCGACUAACUACUCCAACAUUAAAAAUAAUUUCACAAAUAAAAUCUGCUUUAGCAGUAGAAGCUCCUAAAAAAGUUGAAAAUAAUCAAGUAUCAAACAAUACUAAUGAAGAUACAAAUUUUGUAGAAUUAGAAGACUAUGAUACAUUAUUUACCUCAAGUUCCGAUACUAAUGAUGAUAUCGAAUGGGAAAGUGAACUUCAAGAAAUUUAUACAGAAUUUGAAAAUUCAUCAGAUUUAUUUUUAGAACAACUUGUUAAUUUUAAUGUCGAAGAGUUAACACUAGAAUCAAUUAACAAAGAAAAUAUAACUAAAGCUGAAAUUACAAGUCAAUGGACUCUAGAAGAAAUUUUAAAUAAACAUAAUAUUUAA